Messenger RNA from Tympanuchus pallidicinctus (lesser prairie-chicken), 933 nucleotides. It is a transcript of the gene SHD, whose product is annotated as Src homology 2 domain containing transforming protein D. The coding region runs from base 1 to 915 and encodes 304 amino acids. Gene Ontology annotation, molecular function: phosphotyrosine residue binding. NCBI's taxonomy places the organism in Eukaryota, Metazoa, Chordata, Aves, Galliformes, Phasianidae. The record is from RefSeq and is a predicted model, not a curated record. The transcript is spliced from 6 exons.
AUGGCCAAAUGGCUGCGGGAAUACCUGGGCCGGGGGGCACGGCGAUCCCCCCCCCGCCCGCCCCAACCCGACUACAGCGGCGGUGAGCGCCGCCCCCACGGAACCGGCACCGGGACCGCCUCCCCCCGGCACCGGCUGGUGAGGGUGGGGGGUCCGGGUCGAUUGGAGCAGGGCCCCAACGAGAGCGAAUACUCGGAGCCCUUCGAUCAGGACUCGGUGCCCGAGGGCGGCAAUGAAGACCCCCGCGAUGCUGCAGGGCGCCCACGGCAUGGCGAGGGGCAGCGGGUGAAAACGCAGCGGGGCCCAAAGCUCUACGACACCCCCUGCGAGGGAUGGGAGAAGGUGGGUGAGGGCACGGGGGGGGGCGCAGCUCGUGACAGCCGCCUGCCGCGCGACGACGAGCGGCCGGCCGAUGAGUACGACCAGCCCUGGGAGUGGAAGAAGGAUCACAUCUCACGGGCGUUCGCAGUGCAGUUUGAGAGUCCUGAGCGCUCCCCCAGUCUGUCCCGACAGCCAGCGCGCCCCCCCCGGCCCCCCCCGGGCACCAGGCCGAUCUGCCCCCCCAGCCCGGGGCACGUGGACACCUCGCUGCCCCUGGAGAAGCAAGUGUGGUACCACGGCCCCAUAGGGCGCGCGGGCGCCGAGACACUGCUGGCACUGUGCCGCGAGGGCAGCUUCCUGGUGAGGGACUGCGAGACCAGCCCCGAGGAUUACUCGCUGUCACUCAGGAGCAGCCACGGCUUCGUGCACGUGAAGCUGACGCGGACGCGGGAGCAGCACUUCGUGUUGGGCCGCGCUGGGGCCGCGUUCCCCUCCGUGCCCGAGGCCGUGCGGCAUUACACGGCGCGAGCGCUGCCCGUCCGCGGCGCCCGGCACCUCUCGCUGCUCUACCCUGUGGCUGCACAGCCACCCUGAGCCCCACGGUGCCGGGGA